UGUGGAUGAGUGGAACAUUGGCCGCUUGAACACCAUCCUGGACGUGGUAGAGAAAGAAAGUGGCAUCACCAUCGAGGGCGUCAACACCCCCUACCUCUACUUUGGCAUGUGGAAGACCUCCUUCGCCUGGCACACGGAGGACAUGGACCUGUACAGCAUCAACUACCUGCACUUUGGCGAGCCCAAGUCCUGGUACUCCAUUCCCCCAGAGCAUGGCAAACGUCUGGAGCGGCUGGCCAAAGGUUUCUUCCCAGGCAGUGCUCAAAGCUGUGAGGCUUUUCUCCGCCAUAAAAUGACCUUGAUAUCCCCUUCAAUCCUGAAGAAAUAUGGCAUCCCCUUUGAUAAGGUGACUCAGGAGGCCGGAGAGUUUAUGAUCACCUUUCCUUAUGGCUACCAUGCCGGCUUCAACCAUGGAUUCAAUUGUGCCGAGUCGACCAACUUUGCCACCCUUCGUUGGAUCGAGUACGGCAAGCAGUCUGUUCUGUGCUCUUGCCGGAAGGAUAUGGUGAAGAUCUCCAUGGAUGUGUUUGUGCGCAAGUUCCAGCCUGAGCGGUACAAGCUGUGGAAGGCGGGCAAAGAUACCCCUGUCAUUGACCACACUCUGCCCACCCCGGAAGCAGCCGAGUUCCACAAGGGCGAGCCGCAGGCCUGCCCGGAGGAAGCCCUGGACAGCCAUGGGGACCCCGUCAGUGAGGAUGACAGGAGGAGCCCCACCAAGCAUCGGAUCGGAGCCAAGAGGCACCGGGUGUGUCUUGAGGUGCCUCAGGAGGUGAGUGAGAGCGAGGCUUUUGCCCAGAGAGAACCCUAUGAGCUGGAUGGGGAGCAGGCGGCCAUUGCUCCUGGGAAGCCUGGCCCAGACACGGCGUCACCGCUGCGAGCUGAGAACGGCGCCCUCCUUUCGCCAGAUUGUCCAGACUCUGCUGAAGGCAGAUUAGAAGGUGAAGAGGAGGAGGAGGCAGCAGCUUUGGACCUCUCUCUGUCUCGGACUGCGAACCAGGCCUCCAAAAAGAGCCGAGCUCGCAGUGCUGAGAGCCGGGCUCCCCGGGCUCGCCGAGCGCUGGCUGCUCAUAGCUGUGCCCAGGAUGAUGAUUCGGAACAAGAACUCUCUGAGGACGAAGAGGAAGAGAGUGAAAAGGCAAAGGGCCGUCGGCAGCCCUUGAGCAAACUUCCUCGGCAUCACCCGCUUGUGGCCCAAGAGUGUGGCAGUGAUGAUGAGGCUGCUGAGCAGCUGACCCCCGAAGAGGAGGCUGAAGAGACGGAAGCUUGGGCCAAGCCCUUGAGUCAGCUCUGGCAGAACCGACCCCUGAACUUCGAGGCUGAAAGGGCAUACAAUGAGAACAUGGCUCAGCAGCCCCCACACUGUGCAGUCUGUAUGAUUUUCCAAACCUACCAACAGGCUGAAGGGGGAGGUCACAACCAGAGCUCAACAGAUGGACCCGCUGCAGACCCUGGGAGACGUAGGACCAGGCCUCUGAUUCCUGAGAUGUGCUUCACUGCCACGGGGAGCAGCACCGACCUCAGCCUUUCUACACCCUACUUGGAGGAAGAUGGCACCAGCAUCCUGGUCACCUGCAAGAAGUGUUGUGUCUGUGUCCACGCUAGCUGCUAUGGAGUCUCCCCCAAGCAGGCCUCAGAUGACUGGAUGUGCUCUCGGUGUGCGGCCAGUGCCUUGGAGGAGGGCUGCUGCUGCCUGUGCUCAUUGCGAGGAGGGGCCCUGCAGAGAGCGAAUGACGAUCGGUGGGUUCACGUGAUGUGCGCCAUCGCAGUCCUGGAAGCCAAGUUUGUCCACAUUGCUGAGCGCAGCCCUGUGGACCUGAGCAAGAUCCCUCUUCUCCGCUUCAAGCUGAAAUGCAUCUUCUGUAAGAAGCGAAGGAAGAGGGUGGCCGGCUGCUGUGUCCAGUGCUCCCACGGCCGCUGCCCAACUUCCUUCCACGUGAGCUGUGCCCAGGCCGCCGGGGUGAUGAUGCAGCCGGACGACUGGCCCUUUGUGGUCUUCAUCACCUGCUUUCGGCACAAGGUUCCUUCUCAGGCAGAGCGCUCCAAGGGUGCCCUCCAGGACCUUUCUGAAGGCCAGACGGUCAUAAGCAAGCACAAGAAUGGCCGAUUCUAUCAGUGCGAGGUGGUGCAGCUCACCACAGAGACCUUCUACGAAGUCAACUUCGAUGAUGGCUCCUUCAGCGACAAUCUGUACCCUGAGGACAUUGUGAGUCGUGACUGUCUCCAGUUGGGUCCUCCUGCUGGAGGGGAAGUGGUCCAAGUGCGAUGGACAGAUGGACAGGUCUAUGGAGCUACAUUUGUAGCCUCCCAUCCCAUCCAGAUGUACCAGGUGGAGUUUGAAGAUGGCUCCCAACUCAUGGUGAAGAGAGAUGACGUUUACACGUUGGAUGAAGAGCUCCCCAAGAGAGUCAAGUCCCGCCUGUCGGUGGCCUCAGACAUGCGCUUCACAGAGAUCUUCACAGAGAAGGAUGUCAGACAGGAAAAGAAACGGCAGCGAGUGAUCAACUCUCGGUACCGAGAAGACUAUAUUGAGCCUGCGCUCUACCGGGCCAUCAUGGAGUAAGGGAGCGGUGCCGUAUGGACCCAGCUUGUGAAGCGGGAGCACUCCAGGGUCCGGAGCCCCCAGACAUCCAUGGGACUCAGUAGGAUUUUGAAAACUGAUGUUGUAAAAACCAAAUGAACUAGUUCUUCCUCCCGUGCCCCCAUCCCUCCCCUGAUCCUUCUGCCACACAUUGCUGUGGAGAAGGGAGGCUGAGACCUGAGCCUGGGGGCCCUGGACAAGUGGUAGGCCUGUGGCUAGCGGGGGCCCCCAAAAGGCCGGGCCCUGCUUGUGGGGACUGGGAGGUGGUGCUCUCUGCACCCCUGCCCCUGUUGGGUGUAUGCAAGCAUGCCUUGGGGCAGGGGAGCGCUCUGGCCCUUGGCUGGCCGUCGGAACAGAUGGACGGGGUGAGGAACAGGCAGUAUUACUGGUGCUUGCCCCCCUUUCUCCUUUUUAUAUUUAUACGUGUGUAUGUCUGGCCUCCACCAGUUUCCGUUGGCUUCCUGGUGCUUCUCUGGCCGCAGCCCCCUCUGCUGGGGGGAGGCCAGAAGGAUUUACCUGAAGAAACUGAAUGUGAAGAGCUACGCCCCUGCUUUGCCAAGUAGGGGCCAUGCUGGGCACUGGGAGCUCCUUCCCUCAGUUGGGCUCAGGCCCUGGAAGCACCAAGUAGGGGCCCAGCCCCUGAGGAAGCCCCUUACUGGCCUCUGGCUGGUGGAGUCUCAAGAUUCCUACCCUUCCCAGGCCCUGCUCUGAGGCAGGGGAUUGGUUGGGGCCCAGCUUCUUGGCACGCUGGAUGGCGCAGUGAG
Molecule: messenger RNA, 3342 nt
Organism: Dromiciops gliroides (monito del monte)
Lineage: Eukaryota; Metazoa; Chordata; Mammalia; Microbiotheria; Microbiotheriidae
Gene: KDM4A
Product: lysine demethylase 4A
Exons: 18
Coding region: 107-2560 (817 amino acids)
Biological process (GO): chromatin remodeling
Cellular component (GO): nucleus
Molecular function (GO): histone H3K9 demethylase activity; histone H3K36 demethylase activity
Source: RefSeq, a predicted model, not a curated record